This is a messenger RNA of Salvelinus namaycush (lake trout), 1205 nucleotides long. RefSeq names its product interleukin 11 receptor, alpha (gene il11ra). The transcript is spliced from 9 exons. Lineage: Eukaryota; Metazoa; Chordata; Actinopteri; Salmoniformes; Salmonidae. Gene Ontology annotation, cellular component: membrane. Gene Ontology annotation, molecular function: cytokine receptor activity; protein binding. The record is from RefSeq and is a predicted model, not a curated record. The coding region runs from base 111 to 1205 and encodes 364 amino acids.
CUUGUCCCGGAGUAGACUAUCUGCAGUUCGGGAAGUUAAACUCGACAAAAGUCGAAGUCAUGGACCGGGAACACCCGAAAAUGCCCUUUUAACUUUUGAAGAUAUUGAAGAUGACCUGUCUUGUGCCAUGUCCCAGUGGUCUGCUAGUCAUUGUCCACCUCCUCGCACUAUCCUCCGUCAACACCCAGUCAGAGAUAUGGACCAAUGAAGUUUCAGAUGUUCAGUAUGGGAGGUUGGGGUCCAAUGUCACGCUGGUGUGUGGAGCAGCACUAGACAGGACAUCAGUGAAGUGGCGUCUGAACAGGAGUUCCAUGUUACCAUGGCAUCACCGAGUGACAUCAGAUGGUCAUCUGGUCCUCCUGCAGGCCGACCGCGCUGCCGAGGGAAACUACAGCUGCCAUGACGACCGGGGACGACUCAUCAGGACAACCAGACUUAGGCUGGGGCAUCCCCCCGGGCUGCUCAAUGUUUCCUGUCGUGUGUCCAAUCACAGCCUGGUAUUGUGUUCAUGGGUGGAGUCUGUGAAGACCCUCCUGCCUGCCCAGUACCACACCUCUUACAGGGGUAAUAAGAGCCAGGUGAGGAUGUGUGUGGUGUCGUCCCCUCCCCAGAAGCAGUGCACCAUCACAGACCCUACCAUGUGGCAACACUACCAUAACAUCAACAUCACAGAGACCAACCCUCUGGGGUCACAGACCACCAUCCUGAUGGUCAAGUUCCAUGAGCUCUUGCAGCCAGACCCCCCGGAGGCAGUAACAGCAGUGGGGAUGGUGGGAUAUCCCAUGAGGCUCCAGGUGUACUGGACGUACCCUGCUUCCUGGCUCCACGACGCUGUGCCCUUCCCCCUCCGCUUCCAGCUCCGCUACCGUCCUGUAGGAUCCAGAAUCUGGUCUACCCUCCGCUACCGUCCUGUAGGAUCCAGCAUCUGGUCUACCGUGGAGUCUAAGGCCAGAUCCCUGCUAAUAACCGACGCCCUUGCAGGCUUCGCCCACCAGCUGCAGGUGAGAGCCCAGGACGAGAUCAACCCAGACAGCCAGUGGAGUGACUGGAGCCCCCUGCUGCAGACCUGGCCAUGGAGCGGUGAGAAUACAAGUCUGUCCCAAAUGGCACCCUAUUCCCUAUAUAUAGUGCACUACUUUAGAUCAGGACCUUCCCAGCAAACCUGGAACAUUCCCAGAACAUUAGCUAAGAUUCCCAUUAAGUGA